ACCUCAGGCGAUCCACUUGCCUCAGCCUCCCAAAGUGCUGGGAUUAUAGGUGUGAGCCACCGUGCCCAGCCCCCAGCUUCCACCUUUGACCCCUGGAGCCCGUUCUCUAAGGGACAGCCCAGGACUUUCAAAAACUGCAAAUCAGAUCAUUUCACUCCUCAACCAGAAUCUCCCCCUCACACUUAGAAUGAAACCAAAACCCUUCCCCAGGGCCUAAAAGUCCCAGAGAACUGGGCUCCUCCCCGACCUCAUCACAGCAGCACCACCCCUUUCUCCCCUCCUCCAAGAAGGGCAGCCGAACCACCCUCUCCCCGACAAUGAGGGCUCUUUUCAUUUCCUCCAAGAACUCACGCUUGUUCCCUCAGGAACUUUGCACUUGCUGUUCCUUAAUGCCUAGCCUUCUUUCUGGUGGCUCUUCUUGUCCUGCAGAAGUCGACUCAAACAUGACGUCCUCCUUGAAGGACCCUCCACCCCCACCCCACUCCUUACUCUCUAUCAUUUCCCGGGUCUCUUUACAGCCCUUACUGUCUCCCUGAAACUACCUGGCUCCGGCAUGUGUCCAUGCCCUCUGGACUCUAAGCUGCUUGAAGCAGUGAACUUGGUGGUCUCACGUGCCACUGACAGCAGACCCCAGAACAAGUGGAGCUCAGGAAAUGUGGGAGGAUUGAUAGCAGUGUGGGUGGAUAGACUUAGAGAUAUUGUGUCCAGGCCACAAGGCAUCAGCAGAGCCGAGCAUCAGCCAGGACAAUCUGACCUUGAACCUGACAGCUUAAUCCUGAAGCUGUGUUGCCUCUGCAGUAUUCGGUUAAGAGUUCUGCUGCCUGAGUUGGCAUCCCUGCUUUGUGAAGUUAUUGUGUGUCGGCUGGGCACGGUGUCUCAUGCCUGUAAUCCCAGCACUUUGGGAGGCCGAGGAGGGUGGAUCGCUUAAGGCCAGGAGUUCAGGACCAGCCUGGCCAACAUGGUGAAACCCCGUCUCUCCUAAGAAAACAAAAAAAUUUGCCGGGCAGGGUGGCGCACGCCAGUAAUCUUAGCUACUUGGGAGGCUGAGGCAGGAGAAUCUCUUGAACUUGGGAGGCGGACAUUGCCGUGAGCUGAGAUAGUGCCACUGCGCUCUAGCCUGGGCCAAAGAGUAAAGAUCUGUCUCAAAAUAAAUAAAUAAAUAAAAAAUAAAAACAACAAUAAAUGACUGUGUGUCCUUAGGCAAGGCACUUAGCAACUCUUGAGCUUGUUCCAUCUGUAAACCCAGGACGUUAGUGAUUCUCCCUCUAGUGGAUGAAAUGAAGCAAUGCAGAUAGAGCCCUAAUGCAGGGUACCUGCGAGUCGCUGCAGCAGCUGUGGCAAUUGUCACCUUCAUCCAGGCCCAUCCCGCUUUGAGGGCCUAGAGAGAGUGGGCCAGAGGUUAACCCCCGAUUCAUCUGCCUCCCCACGCUGGGCAUCUGGGUGUGCCAGGGCAUUCCCCCGCUGGUCAGACAGGUUUUUGGGCCAGGGCGGGGCUGACCAGGGUUAAUUAGAGGGAACUGGCUAGGAGGAGCUGGGGAGGGGGCUGGGCAGAGUCCAGGCCUCCAGAGCCCCUGGGACACAGCAGGUGUGUGCUGCCAUGGGCCGGGGCUUGAACUCUGCCAGACUCAGGCGCCAAAAACGGCGCUUGCGACCUCAGGUCCAGAAGCCCCGGCAGCAGCUGGAGCGGCUCCAGCAGGAGAACCAUGAGCUCCGGCGAGGCCUGGCAGCCCGAGGAGCCGAGUGGGAGGCCCGGGCCGUGGAGCUGGAGGGGGACGUGGAGGCCCUGCGGGCCCAGCUUGGGGAGCAGCGCUCAGAGCAGCAGGACAGUGGGCGAGAACGGGCACGGGCCCUCAGCGAGCUCAGCGAGCAGAACCUCCGGCUCAGCCAGCAGCUGGCUCAGGCCUCCCAGACUGAGCAGGAACUUCAGAGGGAACUGGACGCCCUUCGGGGACAGUGCCAGGCUCAGGCACUGGCUGGAGCAGAGCUGAGGACGCGGCUGGAGAGUCUGCAGGGGGAAAACCAGAUGCUGCAGAGCCGCCGGCAGGACCUGGAGGCCCAGAUCCGAGGCCUGCGUGAGGAGGUGGAGAAGGGUGAGGGCAGACUGCAGACCACCCACGAGGAGUUGCUGCUGCUGAGGCGGGAGCGGCGGGAGCACAGCCUGGAGCUGGAACGCGCACGGUCAGAGGCUGGGGAGGCGCUGAGUGCGCUGCGGAGGCUGCAGCGGCGCGUCUCCGAGCUGGAGGAGGAGUCACGCCUCCAGGACGCCGACGUGUCGGCUGCCUCGUUGCAGUCAGAACUGGCCCACAGCCUCGACGACGGCGACCAGGGCCAGGGCGCCGACGCACCCGGAGACACCCCGACCACCCGGUCCCCAAAGACCCGAAAGGCGUCCAGCCCCCAGCCUUCACCCCCGGAAGAGAUCUUAGAGCCCCCCAAGAAGCGAACAUCCCUCAGUCCAGCGGAGAUACUGGAGGAGAAGGAGGUGGAAGUGGCCAAGCUGCAAGAUGAGAUCUCGCUGCAGCAGGCAGAGCUGCAGUCCCUGCGGGAAGAGCUGCAGAGGCAGAAGGAGCUGCGGGCGCAGGAAGACCCUGGGGAGGCCCUGCACAGUGCCCUCUCAGACCGGGACGAGGCCGUGAACAAGGCCCUGGAGCUGUCCCUGCAGCUCAACCGCGUCUCGCUGGAGCGAGACUCCCUGUCUCGGGAGCUGCUGCGCGCCAUCCGCCAGAAGGUGGCGCUCACGCAGGAGCUGGAGGCCUGGCAGGACGACAUGCAGGUGGUGAUCGGGCAGCAGCUGCGCUCACAGCGCCAGAAGGAGCUGAGCGCCUCCGCGUCGUCGUCGACCCCGCGCCGUGCCGCGCCCCGCUUCUCGCUGCGCCUGGGCCCCGGGCCCGCCGGUGGCUUUCUCAGUAACCUCUUCCGAAGGACCUGACGGCUGGGCCCAGAGGGCUGCCCUUGCCCACUUAGGGGCUCACUUUCCUCUUCAGGCCAAUGGAGCGACAGGGCCCAGAUUGUCUUCCAAAAGAAGCUGAUGCCCUCCCCGCCCCAGGAUGCUGGGCAAGGGCUCAUCGGGAGCAGGGGCUCAUCCGGAGCAGGGGCCAGCUUUGUGGGGCAGGAGCUCCAGGUGGGUGGCAGGGGCAGGUGAACAGAGCUAUUUUCCGAAUUAAUAUACGUCUAUCUUUUCUAGGGCAGGGAUGGGGCUGGGUAUUUAUGUAUCAAGAUCGGACAGAGUAAUAUAUAAAUCACUCCACCGAUUUGGCCCCCAUUCAUAGAAAGAAAGAGCAUGGUAAAAAAGCCUGAAACUUUAUUGUAAAAAAAAAAAAAAAAAGAAAAUGAAAAACACUCUAAAACCCUGA
Homo sapiens (human) is the source of this 3353-nucleotide messenger RNA. RefSeq names its product BICD family like cargo adaptor 2 (gene BICDL2). The record is from RefSeq and is a predicted model, not a curated record. Bases 1598 to 2929 code for a protein of 443 amino acids. Lineage: Eukaryota; Metazoa; Chordata; Mammalia; Primates; Hominidae. The transcript is spliced from 9 exons. Gene Ontology annotation, molecular function: small GTPase binding.